AUGGCCGAACCACCUGCAAAGCGAGCCCGACGAGUCGAUAGCUCGACAAUGUGGGAUAUGGAUGACCGGCCGACGCGUUCACCCGAACCAGGCUCGGAAUAUAAUAGGAGUCCUAGACGUGAAGCAAACGUAAAGGAUGAUGGGCGACGAGAUGGACCGCGCGAUGAUCGAAGAUACCGUUCCCGCUCAAGAGAUAGAAUGGACAGGCGGCGAGAUAGGAGUAGGUCUAGGGAUCGCCGGGACCGCGAUCGGGAUCGCGACAGGAGAGACCGAGAGAGAAGCGUUAGCCGCGAUAGAUACUAUGAAAAGCGAGGGUAUCCUUCAAAAGGGGACAGAUACCGUGACCGUUCUCGCUCCCCCCUUCGAAACGGGAACAGGGAUAGAUCUAGGACACCACCUCUUCGGGGACCCAGGGGAGACCGCAGGAAUGAUCGUAAAGACCACAGAACACAGCCGAAUGGUGCCGCUGACUUGAGGACUCCAAAUCGGUACAAAGACGAGAUGGAUAUGGACAUCGAUGAUGCCGGGGAAGACGAUGUUGAAGAAAUGAUGCGUCGAAGCAUGGGAUUCACCAAAUUCAGGAGCACAAAGAAUACCAAGGUACCCGGGAACGACGUCUAUGGGGUGCGGAUGGAAAAGAAGACGGAAUACAGACAGUAUAUGAACCGUAUAGGAGGAUUCAACCGACCACUCAGUCCUUCAAGAUGA
Molecule: messenger RNA, 708 nt
Organism: Aspergillus bombycis
Lineage: Eukaryota; Fungi; Ascomycota; Eurotiomycetes; Eurotiales; Aspergillaceae
Product: SNUT3/LISCH7 family protein
Exons: 2
Coding region: 1-708 (235 amino acids)
Biological process (GO): RNA splicing
Cellular component (GO): precatalytic spliceosome
Source: RefSeq, a predicted model, not a curated record